Zeugodacus cucurbitae (melon fly) is the source of this 1944-nucleotide messenger RNA. RefSeq lists its product as uncharacterized. Bases 100 to 1671 code for a protein of 523 amino acids. Lineage: Eukaryota; Metazoa; Arthropoda; Insecta; Diptera; Tephritidae. The record is from RefSeq and is a predicted model, not a curated record. Gene Ontology annotation, cellular component: endomembrane system. The transcript has 5 exons.
UGACGUUGUCAUUUCUACAAUUCUAGUCGGCUGGCCACAACCUUGUACCAGUUGUGUUAAUAGUUUAAUUUAUUUGGUUUAUUCCGCUGAAGUUAAAAAAUGAAAUUCUACAUCAAUUUACUGCUGCUGUGCAGCUGCUGCCUGGGCGCGCUCGCGUGGGAUUCCGAGGAGUUGGAAAUAUUUGAUUUGGUUGAAGAAAUCAAUCAGAACUUUUACGAAUUUAUGAACAUAUCGCAAGAGGCUACAAACAAUGAAAUUAAACGCGCCUUCCGUUCACUCUCAAUUGUGUUACAUCCGGAUAAAAAUCCAUCCGAAGAUGCCAACAUACAAUUUCGUAACUUGGUGUCCAUCUACGAAGUGCUGAAGGAGACAUCGAAACGUGAGAAGUACAAUAAAGUUUUGCGUGAGGGCUUGCCAAAUUGGAAGUCAGCGCUGUAUUACUAUCGGCGUAUGCGUAAGAUUGGUCUUUACGAAGGAGCGGCUAUACUUUUCGUCAUUAUUACCAUUGGUCAGUAUUUGUUUGCGUGGGCUGCUUAUCUGGAGAAGAAAUAUACGGCCGAGCAAGUAUUUGGUUCCAAAUUAAAGAAACUGCAGAAAAAGAAUAAAAAUAUUGAUAUGGACGUUAUACUUAAAGAAAUUCCUUCACCUUCCAUUUUGAAUACUUUACCAUUUCAAAUUCCACUUUUCGUUUGGCAUUUGCCAAGCACAAUAAAAGACGCAUUUAGUAAAGCUAAUGAGCUUAAGGAGAUAGCUUUAGAAAAACGACGACUUGAACUAGAAGAAGUUAAGCGGCAAGAAGAGCUCGAACGUGAAAUUGAAGAACAAGCACGUUUGCGCAAAGAAAAGAAGGAAAAUCUACGUAAACGACGCCAAAACACCACAGCGCCCGUAAAGACUGAAGAAGAAUUGCGCGGUUACUCGCAGAUACAAGCGCGCGAAUUGACCGAAGAUGAUGCCGUCAAGCCUGUACAACAAAAAGCAACAUUGAGCGGCGGCUUCUGGACCGAUGAAGAUCUCACUGAAUUGAUACGUUUAGUGAAGAAACAUCCCGGCGGCUCGAGCGCACGUUGGAAUAUCAUUGCCGAAGCAAUGAAUCGUUCUGUGCAAGAAGUGACUUUCAUGGCGGCGAAAAUGAAAGAGAACGGUUAUCGUCUACCAGGUCAAAGCUCCGAACAAAGCAGCGAGUUCACAACACAGGUGCAAGAGGUGGCAAAGAAGGAGAAGGUGAAAAAAACUGCCGCAGCCGACAAUCAGAUACUUGUGCCCGAAACAAAUUGGUCACAAGAACAGCAACGCGCGCUGGAAUCAGCGAUUACCAAGUAUCGCAAAAAUGCAAGUGGCGAUCGUUGGCAAAAAAUCGCCAACUGCGUGCCAGAGAAGUCGAAAGAGGAGUGUCUAGUGCGCUAUAAGUAUUUGUGCGAAUUGGUAAAAUCACAAAAGAAGAGCGAAGAGGAGGCUGCUGCAGCCAAUGAAGCAGCGAAUAGUGAGAAAGUGGAGCCUGUCGUGGAAGAAGUGCCAGCAACUACCAAUGAGGUAGUGAAGAAUGUCACAGAUGACACAACCGCGGAUAAAGGUGGCAAGAAGCGCAGUAAACGCGAAGAGCGUAGACGUCGACGGAAUAUGUCGAGCGAUGAGGACUCAGAUGACGCUUAUCAAUACGAAAUGAACUGAUGACUGAGAGUGAAAGUGAAAGUGUAGCACAAAUGCCGUCUAGGCUAAAUAUUUCUUAUGCUGAAAUAAUUUGUCAUUUAAGUUUUUAAGGAAAACUUACGAAAUUGUGUAGUUCUCGUUUUUUACAUGUGAAAUGCUGCAUUUGUUACGAUAAUUCAUUGUGUGUGUGUAUAUUAUUUUGCUAAAUUUACUUUUUACGAAAAAAAACUACUACAACAAAAUGCCACUCCUACAUGCAUAAAUAACAGCGAAACUACAUAUAGAUAUAAAUAA